AUGCAUAAAAGGAUAAAUAUUUCAUUAUUGGAGAAAGUUAUGGAAAUCGGUAUAAUAAGGAAGAAAAUACUAGAUCAUAUACCAUCUUUUAAUAGUAUAAGUAAUUUAGCCAAAACUUCCAAAUAUCUUGAUUACUUAAUUUAUAAUGAAAAAAUUACAAGAAAAAUGUUACAAUAUUUUGACAAACAAAAAAUUGUCAUAAAAUUUGAAGGAGAAGUUUCAAAAAAUAUAAAUAAAUUAAAAUUGGAAGAUAUUAAUAUUAUUGAAGAUAAAGAAUUUUAUGAAAGACUAGAUAAUGUUAAAGAUUUUUUUGGAGAAGUUUUUAUUUGCAAAAGUCUUAUUCAAAUUAACAUUGAAAAUUAUGUUCAAAAAUGUAGAGAAAAAGAUAGAAAACAUUUUAUUAAAUUAUUUAUUGAUAAAAUGUAUUUAGAUUGCAUGGUUCGUAGAGAAGCUACAAAUCUUAAAUUGAGUGGAGAUUUUCAUAAAAAUGAAUAUAUGAUUUUACAUGUUUUGUGUUAUAUAAAUCAUAAAAAUAUAACAUCUAUUAGAAUUCCAAUAUAUUCAUUUAUAUCUUCUAUCAAAAAUUAUAAUGGUUUAAAAAAUAAUAUUUUUAAAGGAUUUCCUAAUCUUAAUGAAUUAAUAAUUUAUGGUCAUUCCACUGAUAUUGAUUAUAUAAAUGUUUUAAAAAACAAGAAAAUUAUAAAACAUGUCUUAAAGGAUUUAUCAAGAAAAAAAAAUCCAACUCUAAUUUUACAUUUUGCUAAAAGUAAUUACAAAGUUUUUGAUUAUCUUCUUGUGAUUUUAAAAAUUGCAAAAAAAUAUAAAAUCAAUUUAAAAUCUAAUGGUGAAACAAUUUUUCCUUUAUUUAAAUUGAAAGAAAACAAACCAUGUUCAUAUACCAAAUGUAAUCACUUUCCAAUGGAAGUAAUAACAAGUUAUUUUAACUUUGAAAUUUAUAAUUCUGAUCAACUUUUGGAUAUUAUAGUCAAUCUAAAGUGUUGCAGUAAUCUUGAAAAAUUAGAAUUAAAAAUUAAUUAUAAUAAUAUUAAAGAAGGCUUAGAUAAAAUGAUGAAAUCAAAUAGUUACAUACUAUCAUUUGUACAAUGUAAAAAAUUAAGAAAAAUUAAAUUAGAUUUUAAUGGAUAUUGUGGUAAAGAAAAUAUUGAAGAUCAAUUAUUUUGUCAAGAUUUAGAAUAUCUUAUUUCUAUGAUGCCAAAAACUAUUGAAAAAUUAGAAUUAAAUUAUGCUUACAAUUUAACUACAAAAACAACUAAAAUAUUAAAUGAAUAUUUACCAAAUAUAAAACUUUUAAUAAUGAAUAAUGUAUCAUAUAAGGACUUUGAUUGUCUUAAAGAAUUUACCAAUUUACAAGGUUUAAUAUCAAAUCAAAAUCUUCCUAUAUUAUUACCACGUAAAUUAAAACUUCUUACCAUUAAAAAUAAUAAUACUAUGGAUGGUCAAAAAAUUAAACAUAUUCAGAUAGAAUUUAUAAAAAUUUUUUCUGAAAUAUUUUCUAAACAUCUUCAAUAUAACAAAGAUUAUUACAUUUUUUUUGAUGAUAUUAGACAAUGGUAUAUGUAUAAACAUUUAAUCCAAAAUUAUCUUUGUUAG
This is a messenger RNA of Strongyloides ratti, 1611 nucleotides long. RefSeq lists its product as hypothetical. The record is from RefSeq and is a predicted model, not a curated record. The transcript has a single exon. Lineage: Eukaryota; Metazoa; Nematoda; Chromadorea; Rhabditida; Strongyloididae. The coding region runs from base 1 to 1611 and encodes 536 amino acids.